This is a messenger RNA of Hirundo rustica (Barn swallow), 3330 nucleotides long. RefSeq names its product toll-like receptor 7. Gene Ontology annotation, cellular component: plasma membrane. Bases 1 to 3330 code for a protein of 1109 amino acids. Gene Ontology annotation, biological process: toll-like receptor signaling pathway; positive regulation of interleukin-6 production; defense response to virus. NCBI's taxonomy places the organism in Eukaryota, Metazoa, Chordata, Aves, Passeriformes, Hirundinidae. The transcript is spliced from 3 exons. Gene Ontology annotation, molecular function: pattern recognition receptor activity; protein binding. The record is from RefSeq and is a predicted model, not a curated record.
AUGCUGUUUUCUUCUGCUCCGUUUUACAGUCUCUUCCAGCAUCAAAUCUGGCAGACCUGGAAGCACACAGAAAAUGAAAGGCUGCUAGACUUUGAUGCGCAUCAGUUGUCAGUGACUGCAGAUUCCGUGUCCCCAGCUGGGGACGGCCAGCACUUCAUGGUCUGCUGUGGUGCGCGUCGACAGAUAAAGGUACCUUGUGCAAAGAUGUCAAAUGCAUUGCCAUUUAUCUUGCUCUCCAUAUUCCCAAUGCUGCUGUCAGGGGCUUGGUUUCCCAAAACUUUACCCUGUGACGUCAGUUCUUCAGAAGGUACUGUGACAGUGGACUGCACAGACCGGCGCCUUACAGAAGUCCCCAGAGGGAUCCCUGGAAACGCUACCAACCUUACCCUGAGUAUUAACCAUAUUCCCCAUAUCUACCCAACAUCCUUCAAUCGUCUUGAAAACCUCCAGGAGAUUGACUUCAGAUGCAACUGUGUGCCUGUCAAACUAGGGCCCAAAGAUCAUGUGUGCAACAGCCCACUGAAAAUUGAGAAUGGAAGUUUUGCUGCCUUGACAGGAUUGAAGUCAUUGUAUUUGGAUGCAAACCAGCUGGCAGAAAUACCACGAGGUCUUCCUGCUACUUUAACACUGCUGAGCCUGGAAGCAAACAAUAUCUCUUCUAUCCAAAAAGCCAACUUCUCAGAGCUAGGAAACAUAGAGGUGUUGUACCUUGGACAAAACUGUUACUACCGCAAUCCAUGCAAUGUUUCAUUUGAAAUUGAGAGAACAGCCUUUCUGGGGCUGAAAAAGUUAACAAUACUAUCCCUGAAGUCCAACAACUUAACACAAAUUCCACCCAAUUUGUCAUCUACUUUAAAGGAACUGUAUAUUUACAACAACAUGAUACAAGAGGUUCAAGAACAGGAUUUAAGUGGCCUUCACAACCUAGAAAUUCUCGACCUCAGUGGCAAUUGCCCACGUUGCUAUAAUGCCCCGUAUCCUUGCAUUCCCUGUCCCAAGAGCUCUAUUCAGAUACAUCCCAAGGCUUUUGAUUCGUUGCAAAAUUUAAAGAUUUUGCGGCUUCACAGUACCUCUCUUCAGAGCAUACCCAGCAGCUGGUUUAAGAACAUCAAGAAUCUGAAAGAACUUGACCUCUCCCAAAAUUUCCUCAUGAGGGAGAUUGGAGAUGCUCGGUUUUUGACAUUGAUCCCCAGCCUUGUGCAGCUUGAUCUGUCAUUUAAUUUUGAACUGAAGGUAUAUUCUCCCUUCUUGAAUCUUUCAGAGACAUUUUCUUCUCUCUCUAACCUGGAGACCCUGAGGCUCAAGGGUUAUGUCUUUAAAGAACUGAGAGCACAAGAUCUACAUCCACUGCUCAGUCUUAGCAAUCUAACCGUGUUGGAUCUCGGGACUAAUUUUAUUAAAGUUGCAGACCUGAAAGUGUUUGAAAAAUUCCCAGCUCUUAAGUUCAUUGACCUCUCAGUGAAUAAAAUUUCUCCUUCUUCAGGGGAAAGCAACUUCUAUGGAUUUUGCUCUAAUCCUGGCAUUUCAGUUGAGCAAUACACCAGGCAAGUACAACAGGAGAUGCAUUAUUUCAGGUAUGAUGUGUAUGGGCGAAGUUGCCGUUCCAAAGACAAAGAGGCUUCUUCCUAUGAGUCUCUAGUUAAGGAAGAUUGCCUUAACUAUGGAAAAACUCUGGAUUUAAGCAGAAACAAUAUAUUCUUUGUUAACCCCUCAGACUUCCGGGGCCUUAGCUACCUCAAAUGUCUCAACUUGUCAGGUAAUGCAAUAAGUCAGACUUUAAAUGGAAGCGAAUUCUCUUACAUGUCUGGAUUGAAAUAUCUGGAUUUUUCUAACAACAGGGUUGAUUUGCUAUACCAAACUGCUUUCAAUGAAUUAAAACUUUUAGAAAUUCUAGAUCUGAGCAAUAACCAGCAUUAUUUCCUGGCUGAAGGUCUUACUCAUGUGCUAAGUUUUAUGAAAAACCUGGCCCAUUUGAGGAAGCUGAUGAUGAAUUGGAAUGAGAUUUCUACCACUACUGAUACCGGAAUGGAAAGUCAAUCUCUUCGAAUUUUAGAAUUCAGAGGAAAUCGCUUAGAUGCUCUCUGGAAGGAUGGCAAUGAUAGAUAUUUGUCCUUCUUCAAGAAUCUGACCAGCCUGGAAGAACUGGAUAUCUCCUUCAACUCACUCAGUUUUUUGCCUCGUAGUGUUUUUGAAAAGAUGCCUCCCAGUCUCAAGAUCCUCAACUUAACGAAUAAUCAACUGAAGAGUUUCAUCUGGGGAAACCUCCCCUCUCUGAAGAACCUAGUAACUCUGGACCUGAGCAAUAACCUUCUGAGUACUGUUCCCCGAGAACUGUCCAAUUGCACUUCAUCUCUCCAGGAACUGAUGCUCCGGAACAAUCGCAUUCAGCGGUUAACCAAAUAUUUUCUCAGAGGUGCUUUUGAACUGAGGUACUUGGACCUCAGCUUAAACAAGAUUGAAAUAAUUAAGAGAUCUAGCUUCCCUGAAAAUGUCAUUAACAACCUGAAGAUGCUGCUUUUGCAUGGCAAUCCUUUUAAGUGUAACUGUGAGGCUGUGUGGUUUGCCUGGUGGAUCAAUCGGACGCAGGUGACCAUUCCUCUUCUGGCCACAGACGUGACCUGUGCUGGCCCAGGGGCACACAAGGGAAAGAGCAUGGUUUUCUUGGAUCUGUACACCUGUGAGCUGGACACGUCAUAUUUGAUCCUGUAUGCUCUGUCAGCUUCAGCUGUCCUUGGCUUGAUGGUGUUCACAGUGAUGAGCCAUCUCUACUUCUGGGAUGUGUGGUAUAGCUACCAUUACUGCACUGCCAAGCUGAAGGGCUAUCGGCGCUUGUCUUCACCAGCUGCUUGCUACGAUGCCUUUAUUGCCUAUGACAGUGAAGAUCCAGCUGUGAACGAGUGGGUGCUGCAAGAACUGGUUGAGAGGCUGGAAAACCAAAAAGCCAGGCAGUUCAAUUUAUGCCUGGAAGGAAGGGACUGGCUCCCAGGACAGCCGGUCUUUGAUAACCUUUCCCAGAGCAUUCAGCUGAGCAAAAAGACCAUAUUUGUGCUGACCCACAGGUAUAUUAGAAGUGGCCGCUUCAAGACCACCUUUUAUAUGGCUCAUCAGCGGCUUCUGGAUGAAAAAAUGGAUGUCAUUAUCUUGAUCUUUCUUGAGAAGGUUUUGCAGAAGUCCCGCUAUGUCCGCCUGAGGAAGAGGUUGUGCAGAAGUUCAGUCCUGGAAUGGCCAACUAAUCCCCAGUCUCAGCCCUACUUCUGGCAGUGCCUGAAAAAUGCCAUAGCUACCAGCAAUUCUCUGGCUUACAACAAGCUUCUCCAAGAAACUGUUUAG